Molecule: messenger RNA, 393 nt
Organism: Bipolaris oryzae ATCC 44560
Lineage: Eukaryota; Fungi; Ascomycota; Dothideomycetes; Pleosporales; Pleosporaceae
Exons: 3
Coding region: 1-393 (130 amino acids)
Source: RefSeq, a predicted model, not a curated record
AUGCUUGGGGGGGGCUUUUGCCGGCGCUGUCUAGGGCGAUGCGGGGUUGAGAUUUCCAUCGCAAAGCAGUCGUUGUCGCUGUCGCUGUACUGUUGUCGAACUGGCGGCGAACAGUCAAUGUAUUUUCAGCUGUGCUUACCCGUAUGGGCCCAGUUGCCACGAGGUCGUUGCAUCAUGCUGCUGGAAACCCCCAUUGCAAGCAACAUGCCACGCACUCGGAGAUUUGUUUUACAGAUCCCCCAAUCGCGGGUCCCAGACUGCGCGCAACUUGCAAUAUGGCACAACGCCUCCGAAGCCCCUAGCACCUCAACAACCACGCUCUUUUGCGAGAAAAAGCAGCGCAAAUUUACAUUCUCAAACUUCAUACGCCCAAAUCGAAUCACUCAAGGCUGA